Molecule: messenger RNA, 4471 nt
Organism: Nothobranchius furzeri (turquoise killifish)
Lineage: Eukaryota; Metazoa; Chordata; Actinopteri; Cyprinodontiformes; Nothobranchiidae
Gene: acsl3a
Product: acyl-CoA synthetase long chain family member 3a
Biological process (GO): neuron differentiation; long-chain fatty-acyl-CoA metabolic process; long-chain fatty acid metabolic process
Cellular component (GO): plasma membrane; lipid droplet; endoplasmic reticulum
Molecular function (GO): long-chain fatty acid-CoA ligase activity
Source: RefSeq, a predicted model, not a curated record
AUUUGCUUUGGUUUUACUGAUGAUGAUUAUUCUGAUUACUUGUACCUCUUUUCAGCCUCGGGCCCCUGGAGCUUCAGGCGCGUGCGUAACUGGCGCGCGCGGUCUCCAGCCUCCUUGUGACCACCAGUAACCCCAGCAAUCACCUCUAGACUGCCCAUUGCACGCGCCAGCACGCGCCACCUCUGGAAGUCCAAUCACGAAGCAGGGACCCGUCCUAUUCUAUACAACAGCAGGCGCGUGGCGGUUCCGGGCUCGCGCCGCGCGCCGCAGCAUCAUCCGGUGGAUGAACGGAACCAGAGAGCGGGCAGAGACGCUGGUGUUCACCGGACAGACCAACCCACCUUCACCGGAAGUGGAUAUUGUUCCAGAGGACUUCAGUCCCUUCAAAGCAGCAAGAGCUCCACCAUCUUCUUCCAUACCUCAUCGCUGCACAACACCCCUACAGCAGAAUGAAGCUGAAAGAGAACCCGAACCCCGUACUGGUGCUCCUUUUCUACCUGAUGGUGUGGAUCUAUACCGCAGUUACCUUCCUGCCCUCCUGUCUCCUCAGCUGGGUCACCACAUCACACAGGGACUUUUACGGCUCAGAGCAGGAGCGAGCCAAGAGAGCCAAGGCUUUCUCAGUCCUGGGAUGUCCAGAGGGACCCUACAGAGCCACCAGCACCACCAAGAGGCUUAUUACUUCACUCCACCCGGGAGUGGACACCCUCGAUAAGAUGCUCGAGCACGCCACCCUAAGGUUCCCCCACAGGGACUGUCUGGGUACAAGGGAGGUGAUCAGUGAGGAAGACGAGCGUCAGAGUAAUGGGAAGGUGUUCAGGAAGGUGAUUCUGGGUGAGUACCGCUGGCUCUCUUAUAAGGAAACCAUCACGGCAGCAACUAAGCUGGGCUGCGGUCUGACUUCACUGGGUCAACGGCCCAAAACCAACAUCGCCAUCUUCUGUGAGACACGAGCAGAGUGGUUAAUAGCUGCUCAGGCCUGCUUCAUGUUCAACUUCCCACUGGUCACAUUUUAUUCCACACUGGGAGGUCCGGCUAUUGCUCAUGGGCUGAAGGAAGCCCAAGUCACCCACAUUAUAACCAGUAGAGAGCUCCUGGAGACCCGACUGAAGGCUAUUCUACCUGAAGUUCCAAGGCUGCAGCAAAUCAUCAUAGUGGACAACACACCAAUCACAUGGCCCGACUGUCCACGGGGCGUCAGCAUCCUCAACAUGGAGGCUGUUCAGAAGCUGGGAUCCAGACCUGAGAACGCAACACGUAAGAGAAACCAUCCGCUGCCCUCAGACAUCGCGGUCAUCAUGUACACCAGUGGAUCUACAGGCAUCCCUAAAGGGGUCAUGAUCUCCCACAGCAACAUUCUAGCCAGCAUCACAGGGAUAGCCCAGAGGAUCCCCAACCUCAGUGAGGAAGACACCUACAUCGGCUACCUCCCUCUGGCUCAUGUGCUGGAGCUGUGUGCAGAGCUUAUCUGUAUUUCUCAUGGCUGUAGGAUUGGCUACUCCUCACCUCAAACGCUCGCCGAUCAGUCAACCAAGAUCAAGAAAGGAAGCAGGGGAGAUGCCAGCGUCCUGCAGCCCACCCUGAUGGCAGCUGUCCCGGAGAUCAUGGACCGUAUUUACAAGAAUGUGAUGAUCAAAGUGGAGGAGAUGAACAGCCUCCAGAGAACGCUCUUUAUUUUAGCUUACAAUUACAAACUGGAUCAGCUUUCCAGAGGAAACAGCACCCCACUGUGUGACAGGCUGGUGUUUAAGAAGGUUCGUUCUCUUUUGGGAGGUCGGACACGGGUCCUGUUAUCAGGUGGAGCUCCUCUUUCUGCAGCCACGCAGCGCUUCAUGAACGUGUGUUUAUGCUGCCCAGUGGGUCAGGGAUACGGCCUGACGGAGACGUGCGGCGCAGGGACGAUCAGUGAGCACUGGGAUUACAGCACUGGGAGAGUGGGAGGGCCUCUAGUCUGCUGUGAGAUCAAGCUCAAAGACUGGGUGGAGGGUGGUUAUCGAAGCACUGACAAGCCACAUCCCAGGGGGGAGAUCCUCAUAGGUGGACCCAACGUAACCAUGGGAUACUACAACAGUGAGGCAAAAAGCCAGGAGGACUUUUCUGUAGAUGAGAACGGCCAGAGGUGGUUCUAUACCGGAGAUAUUGGAGAGUUUCAUGAAGACGGUUGCCUCAAGAUUAUUGAUCGGAAGAAGGACCUGGUGAAGCUGCAGGCGGGGGAGUAUGUCUCCCUGGGAAAGGUGGAAGCUGCGUUGAAGAACUGCCCUCUGGUUGACAACAUUUGUGUCUAUGCAAACAGUGAUGAGGCUUAUGUGAUUGGCUUUUUGGUACCCAAUCAGAAACAGCUGCUGGCUCUGGCUGGCCAGUAUGGGGUCCGAGGAUCAUGGGACGAGCUUUGCAACAGCAAAGUCAUGGAGGAGCUGGUCCUUAAGGUCAUCACUGAAGCUGCACUGACAGUCCAACUGGAGCGCUUUGAGAUACCCUGCAAGAUUUGUCUCUGUCCAGAACCGUGGACGCCUGAGACAGGACUGGUGACAGAUGCGUUCAAGCUCAAACGCAAGGAGCUGAGGACACAUUACAAAGAGGACAUUGAGAGAAUGUAUGGUGGAAAAUGACCACCAGGACGAGAACAGUCACCUCUCAACAGAGUUAUUAGAGUUGUUCUUAUUUGAAUCUGUUAGUGGAGGAGAGCCGUUUCCACUCCUUCCUCCAGGUGUGUGAGCUCUUUAUAGAGAUCUCUACUGCUCCAGAUGGGAGUUGUGAAACAGAAUAUGGUGUCAUCUGUUGAACUCCUGUUUGAAGUACCAGAGUAAUAAUUCAGGUUGAUUUGACUGUUUGCACACCAAUGAAACACCCAAUCAGAAAUCAGUUUUUUUUAAUCAUCACUUUGUUUUAACUAAAUAUUUCUUAUUUUUCUUUAGUUCAUUUUUUGUUUCUCCUGCGGGUCCAGGAGACGGUUAAUCUGUUUGUUUCUUCUGGCCACUAGAUUGUUUUGGUUCCUGUCGUUGGUUUAUUUUGUCUCCCACCCUCCGUCAGAUUAUGAACCCCCCACUAGUGGGACAUCAGAACAUUCUGAUACCAAAAGCACUAUGGUGCUAAUGAGAGCAGGAUUGUAAAAAUGUGAAGCUCUUGUGUGGUCUAUUUGGUCAGAUGUUUCUACGAAAAACUUUGUCUCUAUACAGAUUUCUUCUGACUUAGCUUUUUUUUGUCACACUAAAAUGUAUCAGACCAGCAAAGAAAAGUCUGAACAGUCUUAUGAACAAAGAUAACCUGAGUAAAUAAGAAAGCAUUUUUAAAUAACCGAACCAACCUUACCCAUGUGAAAAAGUACCUGAACGCUCAGCCGUCUAACAGGUUGUCACACGUAGAGGCAACAACUGGAUCCAGUGCAAGAGCAGCACCACGACUAAACAAUCCCAACUCCGUUUGCACCAACGGAGAACAGCAAGCCCUUACACACACACCAGGCAUCUGUAAAGCAUCUGCAGGGAAACACUCCUGGCACUGCCCCUGAUCCAGUGUUUGUCAUAACCUCGGAGGAGGUUUUUCCCACUGUUCAUUACAGAAAUGUCUGAAUUCAGCCACACUGGAGAGUUUUCCAGCAUGAACAGCCAGUUUAAGGUCAAAGGUCAGAGAUUCUCUAGCUAGAGAGCAGAAUUCAUGGUUCCAUCAGUUAACGCAGGUAAUCCAGGUCCCAAAGCAGUAGAGCUGCCCCAGACCAUCACAUUACCACUGCCAUGUCUGACUAUUGGCCUGAUGGUGUAUUAGUGUUAAUACACCAUCGGGCGUACACAAUGAGUUUCCAACCCCCGUGAGGUGAAAAAUAUCAAACCGGUUUGAUUUUCACCUCAGCGUCUCGUAAAUAUGAGACUGAUCUUUGUGUAGUUUUGGAGUCGUGAGGAUGGCUGCUUAUACUGAGCCAGGAUUCUCUGGAGGUUUCUUCCUGUUAAAAGGGAGUUUUCCUCUCCACUGUCGCUUUAUGCUUGCUUAGUAUGAGGAUUGCUGUAAAGUCUCUGACACUAGUCAGUGACUUGAUGCAAUUUUCUGGGUUCCUUAUAUAGGAAACAUUAUUUCUGAUUGGCUUAAUGAACUGUGAAUUGGAAUGUUUAUUAUGUGAAGUGCCUUGAGACGACUCUUGUCGUGAAUUGACGCUAUAUAAAUAAACUUGAACUGAAUUGAAUUGAAUUGAAUUGAAUUGAAUUGGUCACUAAAGGCCACAUGACCUUUAACCAACCAGGUGUUGUACUUACUUCAUCUCACUUACUGCCAUUGUGCCAUAAUUCAUGGACGUAGGUUUCGGGGGAACGGGGGGACAUGUCUCCCCCCCACACACACACACACUUUUUCUAAAGUCAAUUUUUGUCCCCUGCACUUUUUACUGAUUGAGCAUUAGGUCCAAGUGAAAAACUACUGCAUAUUACAUAUUUUUGUAUACUUACUGUAAAGACCCCCCCUGGUCCUCAUGCCGGUUGUGCCC